Messenger RNA from Eutrema salsugineum, 1374 nucleotides. Its product is annotated as myrosinase 4. Lineage: Eukaryota; Viridiplantae; Streptophyta; Magnoliopsida; Brassicales; Brassicaceae. Bases 1 to 1374 code for a protein of 457 amino acids. Gene Ontology annotation, biological process: carbohydrate metabolic process. The record is from RefSeq and is a predicted model, not a curated record. Gene Ontology annotation, molecular function: beta-glucosidase activity. The transcript has 12 exons.
AUGGCCAUUCCAAAAGCUUACUACUCUUUAGCCAUCCUUGUCAUUCUCUUUGCCGUUACGAGUUGCCAAAAUGUCUGCAAUCCAGCAUGCAAGGCUAAAGAACCCUUCAACUGCGACAAUAUUCUUACAUUCAACCGAACUGGAUUCCCAAAGAAUUUCACUUUUGGUGCGGCUACUUCUGCAUACCAGAUAGAGGGUGCUGCACAUAGAGCACUCAAUGGAUGGGACUAUUUCACUCAUAGAUAUCCAGAAAAAGUUCCAGAUCGUAGUUCUGGAGACCUUGCUUGUGAUUCGUAUGAUCUUUACAAGGAGGAUGUCAAAUUACUAAAAAGAAUGAAUGCUCAAGCAUACCGACUCUCGAUAGCUUGGUCAAGGGUCUUACCAAAGGGAAGACUGACUGGAGGAAUCGACGAGAAUGGGAUAACAUACUACAACAAUCUCAUUAACGAGUUAAAAGCAAAUGGCAUAGAACCAUAUGUGACUAUAUUUCACUGGGAUGUUCCCCAAACUUUAGAAGACGAAUACGGAGGCUUCUUAAGCCCACGUAUAGUGGAAGACUACAAAAACUAUGCUGAGCUUCUAUUUCAAAGAUUCGGAGACAGAAUCAAAUUUUGGAUCACUUUAAACCAGCCUUACUCUCUCGCAAGCAAAGGUUAUGGAGAUGGAUCGUAUCCACCAGGACGGUGCACUGACUGUGAAUUUGGAGGAGAUUCAGGAACCGAACCUUAUAUAGUUGCACAUCACCAACUUCUGGCUCAUGCAGAAGCUGUAUCUUUGUACCGAAGAAGAUAUCAGAAAUUCCAAGGUGGUAAGAUUGGAACAACCCUGAUCGGAAGAUGGUUCACCCCAUUAAACGAAACUAGCAUUCUCGACAAGGCCGCUGCAAAACGAGCAUUCGAUUUCUUCGUCGGAUGGUUCUUGGAUCCAUUGGUGUACGGAGACUAUCCAAAGAUAAUGCAAGAGAUUGUUGGAGAUAGAUUGCCUAAAUUCACAAGUCAAGAAUCAGCUUUAGUUAGAGGAUCACUUGAUUUUCUAGGGUUGAACUAUUACGUUACACAAUAUGCGACCGAUGCAUCUCCUUCUAUUCCGACUCAACCUAAUGUCUUAACCGAUCCACGAGUUACUAUCGGAUUUUAUCGCAAUGGAGUACCUAUUGGUGUUCAGGCACCAAGCUUCGUCUACUAUCCUCCAGGGUUCCGCCAGAUUCUAAAUUACAUCAAAAACAACUACAAAAACCCACUUACCUACAUCACCGUUUCAGGAGUUGCUGAUCUUGAUUUGGGAAACUUAACACUGGCAAAUGCUCUUGCCGAUAAAGGGCGAAUUCAAAAUCAUUGCAGCCAUCUUUCGUGUCUCAAAUGCUCCAUCGAGUGA